Carcharodon carcharias (great white shark) is the source of this 3011-nucleotide messenger RNA. RefSeq names its product netrin 4 (gene ntn4). Gene Ontology annotation, molecular function: protein binding. The record is from RefSeq and is a predicted model, not a curated record. The coding region runs from base 192 to 2087 and encodes 631 amino acids. Gene Ontology annotation, cellular component: laminin trimer. Gene Ontology annotation, biological process: substrate adhesion-dependent cell spreading; basement membrane assembly; cell migration. NCBI's taxonomy places the organism in Eukaryota, Metazoa, Chordata, Chondrichthyes, Lamniformes, Lamnidae. The transcript has 10 exons.
AGGAGGAGAGAGGGAGAAGGAAUCAGAGAGAGGGACAGCCUCUCUUGAGCAGAGCCGGGAGCCGGCAGUUUCCAUGCGGAGGAGCAGCAGCGAGCAGGGGGAUGCCGAUCACAAGGAGGUCCCGGGAAGGAGCAGCCUGACCCCCGUGUCCGGAGAGCCUGAAGCCCCCAUUCAGACUGAGUGCAGCGGAGAUGAACCGCUUGUGGGUGGCCGCCUGUGUCCUGCUGUCCCUGGGCGGCCAGCCCCGGCUAAUCGGAUCAAUAGAUGCGCCUGGGGUGAGGCGGCACUGUGAGUCUGGAGCCUGUAACCCUCGGCUGGGGAACCUGGCUGCAGCCAGAGAGCUACGAACCAGUACCACCUGUGGCAUUAACUCCACCGAGCUCUUCUGUUCGUACUCAAGGAGGGGUUGUGAGGAUCCACCAAGAUGUGAGAAGUGUAGUGGGACCCAUGGCCACCCAGCCACUGCAAUGACUGAUUCUUCAUUCCAGUUCCCACACACCUGGUGGCAGUCAGCCCUGGGGAGCUACAGGGAAACCAUCCAGCUGGAUCUGGAGACCUACUUUUACUUCACCCACCUCAUUAUGAUCUUUAAGUCUCCUAGGCCUGCUGCCAUGGUUCUGGAACGUUCCCAAGACUUUGGUUCCACCUGGAAACCCUACAAGUAUUUUGCCACGAACUGUAGUGACACCUUUGGGCUACCAGAUGAUCAGAAUGGCGUUGGGGCAAUUUGUACUUCCAGAUAUUCAAAUCCACUUCCUUGUAGCCGAGGAGAGGUUAUAUUCCGUGUUCUCUCCCCUCCGCAUUCUGUAGAAGACCCGUACAGUAUUCAAGCUCAGGAGCUGUUGAAAGUUACCAACAUCCGUGUCUGCCUGCUUAAACGUCAGCCGUGCCCCUGCCCGGCCCAAGCCACCAGCCUCAAACCCCAGCGAUUUGCGUACUAUGGAAUCUAUGACUUCAUUGCGAUGGGGAGCUGCUUCUGUAAUGGCCAUGCUGAGCAGUGUGAGCCGGCUGAUGGUUUCAGAGCAGUGAGGGGCAGGUUUCUGACUGUGGUCCAUGGGAAGUGUAUCUGUGAGCACAAUACUGUGGGUAAGCACUGUGAAAGGUGUGAUCCUUUGUAUAACGACCAACCUUGGAGGCCUGCAGAUGGCAAGAGGGGAACCGCGAACCAAUGCCGGAAAUGCAAGUGCAAUAACCAUGCAAACAGCUGCCAUUUCGACCUGAGCGUGUGGUUGGCAUCGGGUAAUCGUAGUGGUGGAGUGUGUGACAACUGCAAGCACAACACAGAAGGCCAGCACUGCCAACAAUGCCAGUCAGGUUUCUACAGGAAUCUCAAUGUCCCUCUCUCUGCCCCAGACACCUGCCUGGCUUGCACGUGCCACCCUGGUGGCUCUGCCAUCUUACCUUUACAGCCCCACAUCCCCUGUGAUCCCAUGACUGGUGACUGUUUGUGUAAACCUGGCGUGGCUGGGCCCCGCUGUGCCAAGUGCAUGCUGGGAUACUGGGGUCUUGGAGAAUAUGGCUGCCGACCAUGUGACUGUGCGGGAAGCUGUGACCCUUAUACCGGGGACUGUACCAGCAGCCCUGCUGAAAUGAACUGGUAUCAGCGGCCUGCAGACACAGUGCAGAACCAGGGCCUUUUCUCUGCACUCACUGGGAAAGAACUCACCUGGGACUGGGAGGACGAGCAAGGUUUCUCCGCUCUCAGACAUUCAGGAAAGUGUGAGUGCAGAAACCAGAUCUUGGGAAAUCCCAAAGUCUUCUGCAACAUGAAGUAUACAUUUGUCCUGAAAGUAAAGAUUCUCUCAGCUCAUGACAAAGGCUCACAUGCAGAGGUCAAUGUGAAGGUCAAGAAGGUGUUGAAACUGACAAAGUUAAAGAUUCACCGGGGCAAGCGAGUGCUGUACCCAGAAUCCUGGACAAACCGAGGCUGUACCUGCCCAGUACUAAAUCCUGGUACAGAGUAUCUUGUAGCAGGGCAUGAGGAUGUUCACAGUGGCCGACUGAUAGUCAACAUGAAGAGCUUCGUCCAGACUUGGAAACCAGAUCUAGGCCGGAGAAUGGCGCACAUCCUGAGAGCAAAAUGCUAGUAGUGCCUGUUGUUUUACACCAGGAUGAUGUUUCCCAAUGGUAUUGAGCAGGUCUCUGUCCUAGGGGAAUCUGUAAGCCAAGGAUUGUUACGUUAAAGCUCCAAACAGAAUGGUUGCACAUCUAAGUAUCUGCUGCGCUGGUUGUGAACCAAAGUUGGCCUUGAAUUCUUUUCUUUCUAAAAGAAAACUCUUGCUUUUUUUAUAUGUAAUAACGCACUUUAUUAGCUGACGGGUCAUGAUGGAGGAGAGAUUAUUACAUACACGACUUGAAAAGUUAAUGAGUUAUGGGUGACAGGAGAUCUACUAGCGUUAAUCCAGCUGUACCACCCCCCACUCCUCAAUUUGUAACAUUGACAUAGACUUUGAAUCAGAAGGACUCAGGGGGACUUUACUUUAGGAGAGUUUUGUGCAUUUACAAAUCACAGAAGAAAGUCAAUUGGAAUGUUUUGACCUGAUAAUUGCCUGUUGGCUUCUUUCAUGUUGAUAUCAAGGACUGAUCCUACAGACCAAGAAUAAGUGAAAUUGGACACUUCAGAAUGUUCAUCAGAACACAGGACCGUUGCCUUUUGUGGUGAGAAAGUGUCCUCAAACGGUGUCAUUUCUCUAAUUUUAAGUCCCCCUAUACCACUGGACUCAGUGUCUAACAUUAAACGUUUUCUGCAAAUGAAUGAUAGUUUUAUGUAGAUGUACACCUUAUGCACUGGACCUUAAAAGGGAAAAUUGCAGUGUUACAUGAUAAUACGAUGUGUAGACUUGGAACAAUAAUGUAUAGAUAUGUGUAUGCACUUAGCAGUCCUAUGGAUUUGCAAAAAUUGACAUUUUGCCAUUUAUUUUUUAUUUCUUAAGUUACGCAAUAAAAUUGACAAAGCUGUACAGUUGCUGAAUCCUCUCUGCUCGAUUCAAUAAUAAACUAUAGGCCUGAAA